CAACAAAAUGAGCUCAUCAGAAGUGGCCAGUCACUACAACAAAGUUCUACAGGUUGGCAUCGAAGGCAGGAAAGAAAGUCGUAUUUUCUUUAUGAGAAAUAUGAAUAACUGGGUGAAGAGCCAACUUAUCAAUGAUGCGAAACAGCGUGUUAACGAUAACGGCGUUAAUAAUCCAAGAGUCUUAGAUUUAGCAUGUGGAAAAGGAGGAGAUCUCAAAAAAUGGGACAUAGCUGGAGCAAAAGAUGUUGUAAUGGCAGAUGUCGCCGAUGUUUCUAUCCAACAAGCAGAAGAACGAUAUAAACAAAUGUUCGGAUAUAAAAAGAACAACAUUUUCACUGUUCAAUUCAUUGUCGCUGAUUGCACAAAAGAGAAUCUGGAGGAUCGUAUUGAAAACAAAGAUCCAUUUGAUUUGGUCAGCUGUCAGUUCGCCUUGCAUUACUCGUUUGUAGAUGAAGCUUCUGCCAGAAUAUUUCUAAAAAACGCCGUAGGAAUGUUGAAACCCGGAGGAGUUUUUAUCGGAACACUUCCAGAUGCUGAUAGAAUUGUUUGGUCGAUGCGUAACGGAGAAAAUGGUCAAUUUGCAAACGAGGUGUGUAAAAUCACAUAUGAAAACGUGGAAGAGUUGGCUGAAGGAAAAGUUCCACUAUUCGGAGCCAAGUUCCAUUUUUCACUCGAUGAGCAAGUCAACUGUCCUGAGUUUCUGGCAUAUUUUCCACUUGUCAAACACCUGCUCGAAGAGCUUGACAUGGAGCUUCUUUUCGUGCAUAAUUUCGCUGAAGCAAUCAACAAAUGGUUGGAACCAGGACGCCGACUUCUCGAAUCAAUGACAGGUCUUGAAACGUAUCCAAAUGAGAAGCUCAGUGGAAAAUCCGACGACGAGUACCUGGAGGCAAAAGCUAAACUCGACGCAUUUCCAGAAGAUGAGAGAAUCAAGACGAUGGGAACACUUUCAAAAUCUGAAUGGGAAGCUAUCUGUAUGUAUUUGGUGUUUGGUUUCCGAAAGAAGAAGUCUGAAGCUGAGAAAACAGAAGAAGAACCAGCUACCACGAAGCCAGUUGCUGAAUCAGAAUCAGAGCAGAAAGAAGUUACUGAAAGCGAAGAGAAAGAAGAUCAGGAAGAUUGUGAGCAUCAAGAAGCUCAGACAAAUUAGGAAUAUUUCAGUUGAUCUCAAUAUUUCAAUUUUAAUAUUAUUUUAUCAUUAUGUUCUAUCAUUCAUUUUGCUAUUUAUUGUUCAUCUCAAAAGUUCAUUAAAAAAAUACAUUGUCAU
This is a messenger RNA of Caenorhabditis elegans, 1267 nucleotides long. It is a transcript of the gene tag-72, whose product is annotated as mRNA cap guanine-N(7) methyltransferase. Gene Ontology annotation, biological process: 7-methylguanosine mRNA capping; RNA 5'-cap (guanine-N7)-methylation. Gene Ontology annotation, molecular function: mRNA 5'-cap (guanine-N7-)-methyltransferase activity. Gene Ontology annotation, cellular component: nucleus. The transcript has 6 exons. Lineage: Eukaryota; Metazoa; Nematoda; Chromadorea; Rhabditida; Rhabditidae. The record is from RefSeq and is marked reviewed. The coding region runs from base 8 to 1150 and encodes 380 amino acids.